AUGACUGAUCCGAUCGCCGAUAUGUUGACGAGAAUCCGCAACGGGACCGCGGCGCAUCGCCGGCGCGUGGAUAUCCCGGCAUCGCGGCUCAAGACGGAGAUCGCGAGGAUUCUGCAGAGCGAGGGAUAUAUCCAGUCGUUCAGGAUGGUGGACGUUGUCGUCGAACGAGGGCAGCAGGCGCGUUCGAUGAUUCGGAUCCAGUUGAAGUACGGAUCCCGUGGUGAAAACGUCAUCUCCGGGAUCCAACGCGUCAGCCGGCCCGGCCGGCGUGUGUAUUGUGGCCGGGACAAUGUGCCCCCGGUGCUGGCCGGGCUCGGCACCGCCAUUCUCACCACCUCGCGCGGGGUCAUGACGGGCCGGGAAGCGCUCAAGAUGGGUGUGGGCGGCGAAGUGUUGUGCAACGUCUGGUAA
Messenger RNA from Geodia barretti, 411 nucleotides. Lineage: Eukaryota; Metazoa; Porifera; Demospongiae; Tetractinellida; Geodiidae. The record is from the annotation of a GenBank genome assembly.